GGCGCUCGCAGCUGGAGCAAGCUCUGCAGGAGGCUGGCGGCGAGGAACAGCGCCGGACGAUCUCCCACACGGCCGACCAGGAGCGUGCCACUGCGCAGCACAAGGCUCAGGUUGAGGCGCAGCUUCAGGGCCGCAAGCUGGACCUCCAGAAGGAGCAGCUGGAGUACCAGCUCAAGAGGGAGAACGAGCAGUUCGCCCAGCACGAGGGAAUCCGGGUCCGAAACGACAUGGAGCUGGAGGAGGCCGCGCGGGAGACGAUGCGCCUCAAGGCGAAGUUCGACCGCGAGACCGCCAUGGCGGACGCCAUGGCGCUAGCGCAGGGGAUGGCCAAGCAGGAGCGCGAGAACAUCGAGGUGCGGCUGCGCGAGCUGCGCGCGAAGAGCGCCGAGGAGCGGCGUACGCGCCUCGACUCCAUCGAGGAGG
Molecule: messenger RNA, 423 nt
Organism: Prorocentrum cordatum
Lineage: Eukaryota; Dinophyceae; Prorocentrales; Prorocentraceae
Source: the annotation of a GenBank genome assembly